CUCUACUAACAGCCUUACAAUGUUCCUCAACCUCUCUUCAAUCGUUAUUUUUUAGGUUUUAUCAAAGAGCCAUGAUUAUAUACACAUAGCACGACGCUUAUAUGGGAAUUUAACUACCGAACUACCGUCUUCAAGUAGGCUUAUAACGCGUUAUUGGUAUCGUAUUUUAAAAAAUAUCCGAGGAGGAAAUUCCACACAAGCUGCACAGCAGAGAAGGCACCCCUUGUGUGAUCUGGAUAUUAAAACUAAAAGAAGGUACUCACUAGUACCGUGAGGCUGUCGGACCAACAUCGGCUGUCGGAACAAUACUCGGUCACAUGGUGCGCAGACUGUGGGGCAGCGCUCUUAUAAAAACUUUUGUGUUGUGGAAACCUCAGAGUUAAUACUGUGGCUUGUGUCCUGUGUGCUGACCUCAUGGUGUAACCAGGAGUAAAGAUGAGCAUAAGCAGUGAUGAGGUCAACUUUCUGGUGUACAGAUACCUGCAGGAGUCAGGGUUUUCUCACUCAGCCUUCACGUUUGGCAUCGAGAGCCACAUCAGCCAGUCCAAUAUAAAUGGCGCCCUAGUGCCCCCUGCUGCUCUCAUCUCCAUCAUCCAGAAGGGCCUGCAGUAUGUGGAGGCUGAAGUCAGCAUCAAUGAGGACGGCACGCUGUUUGAUGGGCGACCGAUCGAGUCCCUGUCGUUGAUCGAUGCGGUGAUGCCGGAUGUGGUACAGACGCGGCAGCAGGCCUACCGAGACAAGCUGGCACAGCAGCAAGCUGCCGCCGCACCACCCGCCACCACGGCCAACCUGCAGGGCAACACCAAGAAUGGCGAAAACACGGCCAACGGGGAAGAGAACGGAGCUCAUGCCUUAGCUAAUGCUCUGGGUUCUCAUGGCUGUUUCUCCGCACUAACAGACAACCAUGCAGACAUGAUGGAGGUUGACGGGGACGUGGAGAUCCCCCAGAAUAAAGCCAUGGUGCUGCGCGGCCACGAGUCGGAGGUGUUCAUUUGCGCAUGGAACCCCGUUAGUGACCUCCUUGCCUCCGGGUCCGGGGAUUCCACAGCGCGCAUCUGGAACCUUAGCGAAAACAGCACCAGCAGCUCCACGCAGCUCGUGCUCAGACACUGUAUACGGGAAGGAGGGCAAGACGUACCAAGCAACAAAGACGUCACAUCAUUAGACUGGAAUAGUGAAGGUACGCUACUAGCAACAGGCUCCUAUGAUGGAUUUGCAAGAAUAUGGACUAAAGAUGGUAAUCUUGCCAGUACCUUGGGGCAGCACAAAGGUCCUAUUUUUGCUCUGAAAUGGAAUAAAAAAGGAAAUUUCAUCCUUAGUGCUGGUGUAGACAAGACAACAAUCAUAUGGGAUGCUCAUACAGGAGAGGCCAAGCAACAGUUCCCCUUUCAUUCAGCACCUGCACUGGAUGUGGACUGGCAGAGCAACAACACGUUUGCCUCCUGCAGCACAGACAUGUGCAUCCACGUGUGCAAACUUGGCCAGGACAGACCCAUCAAGACAUUCCAAGGGCACACGAAUGAAGUGAAUGCAAUCAAGUGGGAUCCGACCGGUAACCUGCUGGCAUCCUGUUCUGAUGACAUGACUCUGAAGAUCUGGAGUAUGAAGCAAGACACCUGUGUUCAUGAUUUGCAAGCACACAGCAAAGAAAUCUACACUAUCAAAUGGAGCCCCACUGGGCCUGGAACCAACAACCCCAACGCCAAUCUCAUGCUUGCCAGCGCGUCCUUCGACUCCACUGUUCGGUUAUGGGAUGUAGACCGAGGCAUCUGCAUACACACGCUGACCAAACACCAGGAACCCGUGUACAGCGUAGCCUUCAGCCCAGAUGGCAGGUUCUUGGCCAGCGGUUCCUUUGACAAGUGUGUCCACAUCUGGAACACACAGACGGGUGCUUUAGUCCAUAGCUACAGGGGAACAGGAGGCAUCUUUGAAGUCUGCUGGAAUGCAGCGGGCGACAAAGUGGGAGCAAGUGCAUCAGAUGGAUCUGUGUGUGUAUUAGAUCUGCGGAAAUAACGCUGCUUGUUGGAAGCCAUGGACCGACUAUGAAUGUGUACAUAGCCAAAAUGACUGUCCCUGCCCCACGUACUGCUAGUCCCUACUGAACCAUGGCCAGCCACUACAGCCAAAACAUUGCACCCCGACACAGCAGCCUCCGAGGACUAGGGAACGUCCUGGGCCCAGAGGAUUCUACCCACAGACACGAGGGGACUUUUGUAAGUGACAGAAAAAGAAAAAAAGAAAAGAAAAAAGAAGAGGGGGAAAAAGGACCCAUAUAUGUACCAAAAUUUGAAAGCUAUUUUCUGUUUUGUUCUUCAAACCAGUCUCAAUAAAAAAGGAUUUUUAUCUUCGUUGGUAGAUAAGUUUGUGUGUGCAGACAUAUCGGCUUUCUCCAUCCUACGGCAGGCAGUUAGUUCCUUUCUCCUUUUCAAACGUUUCAGUUCUUUAUGUUACAGCUGCUUGAAAUGGAGGAGUCUGUCACCUUCCUCCAUUUCCUUCUUACUUGGACAGAAAACAGUUAUUACAAAAAAUGUCUUUGGUACUGUGUGUUUUUGUGGUUCAAAAACAUUGAGGGGGGACUCGGAUAUUGUUAAAUUUUAGUUAAAACUUUUUCUUAUUCAAUUGUAGUUUUGAUGCUAUGGUUUUACUGUUCACAUCUAAAAGCAGUAGGAUUUUUUUUUCCAAAGGGGACAUUAUUUUCUGUCAAAUAUAAAGAAAUACACAAAUAAGAUGGGCACAAAAAUUUGAGAAGAUGCAUCAUGGAUCAUUUUGCUUUAAAACCAUAAUUAUGGUUGGAUUGUGCACUAUUGAUAGAGCAACAUAAAAAAAUGUUCAUACAAGAUCUUUCUGGACAAAGGUUUACUGCUGUAGCUGUUAUUAGAAAGCACCAUUCAUUAGUAAACUGCAGAUGAUGUUUUAGUCGGUGACAAAUUAGGCUCCAGUAUUAAUGACUGAUAACGUGUAGCUUUUUAAAAAAAGUCCACUGGACAAUGUAAAAAUCAAUUUAACACUGCUGUCUGGCAGACUGAGGUCCCUCUGCAAUGUAUUACUCAAAAAGGGAAGACUUGCUUUAAGUUUCUUUUUUUGUGACAAACUGACAGCUUACAGUAUUUCAUACUGGUGUUGGACUUACUUUGAUCUUUCAUUAUGUAACCUUGCUUUUGCCUCUAAAGCUGUGAGAUUGACAUGGUUUAGUUAAUUGUGUGCAAAUGAAUGCUAAAAGAUAAUCAAGUCUCAAUAUUUUACUUGUGCCACCUGCAUAAUUGCUUCCAUCUCUGCUUUGAUAUUUCAUAACUGAUUCUGUUUUUAUUUUGUCAGCACAGCAGUCUAAUUGUUUUGUUGUUUUGCAUUUUAUUAGUCAUUAAAACUGGAACUUUUCCAAUCUGAUGUUUCAUAGGAUUUCCAUAUGAUGUGUUGACAGAAGACUAUUCUCAGUAAUGCACUGACAAAUAUUUCUGUUAUUAGAGUAAAAGAUGAAGCUUAAAGCAAGUCUGGGUGUUG
Molecule: messenger RNA, 3501 nt
Organism: Megalops cyprinoides (Indo-Pacific tarpon)
Lineage: Eukaryota; Metazoa; Chordata; Actinopteri; Elopiformes; Megalopidae
Product: F-box-like/WD repeat-containing protein TBL1XR1
Exons: 17
Coding region: 436-2016 (526 amino acids)
Biological process (GO): regulation of transcription by RNA polymerase II
Cellular component (GO): histone deacetylase complex
Molecular function (GO): protein binding; transcription corepressor activity
Source: RefSeq, a predicted model, not a curated record